This is a messenger RNA of Zootoca vivipara (common lizard), 2832 nucleotides long. Its product is annotated as regucalcin. Gene Ontology annotation, biological process: L-ascorbic acid biosynthetic process. NCBI's taxonomy places the organism in Eukaryota, Metazoa, Chordata, Lepidosauria, Squamata, Lacertidae. Gene Ontology annotation, molecular function: enzyme regulator activity; calcium ion binding; gluconolactonase activity. The record is from RefSeq and is a predicted model, not a curated record.
UCUCUUCCCUUUGGGCUGGGAACCUGGAGUCAAACUGUGGCAAGGUGGCCUAAGGAAAGGACCUGGAGAUUUUUAUUAAUCUGGUUUUUUUUUGUAUAACGUGCCUUAUUCCUGCCAUUGUACCUGAUUAGAAAAUUAUGCUUUCUGUGUCUCUCGCUCUUUGUUUGCAAUGUAUUUUAGCUGUUUUACGGAAUGUUCUGAGCAUCAAGCCCACAAGACCAGAUAAGAUUUUUUUUAUGCAGAAGGUCAGGAUGUUCUAUUUGAUGGCCGGCAGGAUGCCUGAUAAGAAAGGGGAUUUUUUGCCUUGUAUUAAAUACCAACCACAGCUCUCAGGAAGGAGUGCCUUAUAUGGGUAUGUUAAGGAAGUGCCUUAUAUGGGUAUGCAUUAGAAAUGCUAAGAAAAAGGGGAAGGACAACAGGAAGAGCUGUGUCCCUGCUUAUUGGCUCAAUUUGCUGCAGGAUAUGAAUAUGUAAUGAUACAUGAAAGGUAUAUAAAGCCUAGAGCGCUGAUAACUCUUUGCUCAGUCUUUGAGGAAUUAUCCCACUGUGCCUAUUGCUCAGCAAUAAAACUUACUUUCUAUUUCUCCACGAUUGCAUCUGUGAUCCUUGAGAAACCACUGAACUAAGGUUCCCAGGUUCCACGCUACAAAACAAGAGUAUAUUAGUUCAUACACAACCCAAAAAAUUAAUCAGGUCGUCCUCAGUUGAGAAAGUGGCUGCUUUGAACGCUGUACGAUCACCAUGUCUUCUAUUAAAAUCGAGAGUGUUGUGAAGCAGAAGAACAGGAUGGGGGAGUGCCCUACGUGGGAAGAAAGGGAGAAUUCUCUUGUAUACGUAGACAUCAAUGCACAGAAAGUUUGCCGCUGGAACUCGGUCACCAACGAAGUUCAGUGUGUGUCUGUGGAAGCUCGUGUUGGCUCAGUAGGCCUUCGCAAGAGUGGUGGCUACGUGAUCGCUUUAGGAAGAAAGUUUGCUUUCUUGAACUGGAAAGAUCAAGUAGUCACUGAGAUUACUGAAGUGGAACAGGAUAAACCAAACAACCGAUUCAAUGAUGGAAAAGUAGACCCAAGGGGUUCUUUUUUUGCAGGUACCAUGGCUGAAGAGACAGCACCUGGAGUGAGAGCAAGGCACCAGGGGGCUCUGUAUACCCUCUUCCCUGAUUGUGGUGUCGUGAAGCAGUUAGAGAAGGUGGACAUCUCCAAUGGGCUGGAUUGGUCGCUUGAUCACAGGACCUUCUUUUACAUCGAUAGCCUGGCCUAUGCCGUGCAUGCCUUCGACUAUGACGUGCGAACAGGAAUGAUUGAUCGUUGCAGUUGCAGGCCUGUGUACAAGUUGGAGAAAGAGGAGGCGAUGCCUGAUGGGAUGUGCAUCGAUAGAGAAGGGAAACUCUGGGUGGCCUGUAUUGAUGGUGGACGAGUGAUCCGCAUCGACCCUGAAGCAGGAAAAAGAAUUCAGACUGUCAAGAUGCCUGCUUCCAGGAUCACAUCUUGUUGCUUUGGAGGGAAAGAUUAUUCAGAAAUGUAUGUCACUUCGGCCACUGAUGAGCUGGAUAGCGAUGCGUUAGCCAAGGAACCGCAGGCUGGGGAAAUUUUCAAGAUAACAGGACUGGGUGUGAAAGGCAUCCCACAAAACUACUUCACUGGUUAAAUAUUCAUAUGUGCUCGAUAUUCAACCCAGCCAGAAGCCAUGGUGGACAACAGAAGCAUGAAUUUCAAACCUGUAUGCUUAUCUGAAGGCUACCUAUAUAUCCUUUAUGUACUGCAAUGUUCCAUAACUGGUUUUUCUCCCCUUCUCCAUAUGUUUAUGUUUUUUUUUUUGUUUCCCCCCCAAAUGGCAGCUUAGGACUGUAUGUGAAUGUUAGGAUUUUCAGUGGUUCCUCAUCAAGCAAAGAUCAACUUCCUCUAUUAAUUCUUUGUGCAAGCAGAGAGCAGUUUGUAGCAUCUGCUUGCUGAAAGGUCACAUUCGCUUUCCAGUAGCAAUUUCCAUUUUAAUUCCCUUGAUUAAUUUCAUUAGAAUUCUUAAGAGUAAAAUUGGCCCCUGCGGACGGACCUAUGUUAAUACGAAAGAAGAUUAUGUUGAAAACUAUACAAGUCGAUCCUGUUUACCUGCUCUGGGAAAGAGGGAGGUGGUUCUGUUUCCCUACAACCAAUGUUUUGAUUAAAAGAAAGUUAUUGAGUGAAUUAAAUUACAGUGCAUGGAAAUGAAUAACUAUAGAAAUGAACAAGGGUUUUGUCAGAAAGAGCAAGGGCUGCAAUUCAGCUUGUAAUUAAAAGGAUUUGCAUUUUAAACAUGAUUUGACAGUUCAGCUAUUAUUCCAGGAAACUCAUGUAAAUGUCAAGAAUAAACUAAUAUUAAUUGGCUAGUAACUGGGCAGGCCUGUUAAAAGUAGGUGGCACAAAGCCUCAUCACAGGUGAAAGGCAAACAGGCACUAUUCAUCACGCGAAUGGAGUGUUUAUAACUAUAACCUUUAAAAAUGAAAAGCAGCUGGUGUUUCCUGCUUCUCAUCAGAGAGAAUUUUCAGCUGUGCGUUCUUUGCCCUCAAUUAGAUUUAGGGACAGCACCUGUCUGCUCAUAGCAUCAGAGCCCUGGAGAAAACAUCACAAGGAUGCAAAACUCGAUUCUGCUACAUUUUCCUUACUUACAAGUAAUGUAAAGAACUCUGUCACAUUUUCUUUCCAGUUGAUUUUCUCCCUCCUGCAGCUUGCAUGUGUGGUUUUCAUUUAAGCUAUUAUGAAGUACGUUUUGGAAUGUUGGGGUGGGGUAAAUACCUUCCAACUUUGGUGAAAUUAUUUUAAUUGGAUUUAAAAAAUAAAAAAAUAAAAAAACUGUCA